AUGCAAGACGUAUAUACCACUGCUCAGCUUCUCAUGAUUAUCGCUGGCAUAGUCAUGUUAAUUUUUGGUUCGAUUGGGAAUCUCUUAAAUAUCUAUGUCUUCACUCUUUGGUCUCGUUCUCACCGAUCGCAAAGAGAUCCGCAUAAUACGAAUCAAGCCAAGAAUAGUGCUUUAUACUUACUGGCAUCAUCUGUAUCGAACUUAAUAAUUAUUCUUUAUCCAUUAUUAACACGGAUCAUUUUCGAUGGUUUUGAUUAUUCAGUUUCAUCAUAUGAAGUUAUUUCACUAUGCAAAUUUCGAUUUUUCGUUUUGCAUACAUGUGAUCUGCUGUCAUUAACAUGCUUUUGUAUGGCUACAUUUGACCGAUAUUUGAUGACAUCGAGAAAUGUCCAUUUACGAAAUCUCAGCACCACUAAAAAACGUACCAUACAAAUAAUUCUUCUCAUCUUGUUCCUUCUUUGCCUACACAGUAUUCCUCUUCUUAUUUUCUUCAAAAACUCGUCAACAAAUGAUUGCGAUGUCGAUUCAAAUGAAUACUAUUAUUAUUAUCUAUUCGUCAUUCAAAUUUUCCUACAUGGAAUACUUCCAAUUGUAUUCCUCUCAAUAUUCGGCACACUUACCUUCAGACAACUCAACAGACUUCAAAUUAAUAGUCGUUUAAAUGUAGACAAACAAUUGUCUCGAAUGCUGUUGUUAAUGUCACUUGCUAUUAUUUUGUCAUCGAUUCCAUAUUGUAUUGAACAAAUUCAUUAUGGAAUGUUUUCUCGAGAUGAUCAACAACAAUCUGCAUUGGUUUUUCUUCUGCACGUCAUUUCAUCGCUUUUGUUCUAUACAAAUCCGGUUUCGAGCUUUUAUAUUUAUUUCGUUUCAACACCGCAUUUUCGUCGUGAAGUACAACGGUUAGUUUUCCGUGAUAAACACCAUCAUCGUUUUAUCAACAAUCAGAUUCAUACAAUCGACAAACUUCAUCAUUCUCACUAA
This is a messenger RNA of Adineta ricciae, 981 nucleotides long. The record is from the annotation of a GenBank genome assembly. NCBI's taxonomy places the organism in Eukaryota, Metazoa, Rotifera, Eurotatoria, Adinetida, Adinetidae.